AACAAAGACGGAUAAUCGAGAGCUUCAUAUUAAGUUAUACUGUUAGUGAGUGAUUGAGUGGCUAUACAGCUGACCAAUUUACAACUAGUCGACGUUAAUGUCCUGUUUAAAGCGUAAGUGGUAGCGCCCAAAGCGGAGCUAGCCAACUAUUUGACAAACUAGCAAUCGUUGUCUAGCCAGCUAGGAGAUAAAAUAAUACACCGAUUAAAAAAAUACAUUUCUGUCGAUUGAGCUGUUUUGGUGUGUGCUAAGGAUCUAGGUUUCCGUGUAAACAGUAUGUCAACUCCAGCAAGACGACGUUUAAUGAGAGAUUUUAAACGGCUGCAAGAGGAUCCUCCAGCUGGAGUUAGUGGGGCCCCAUCAGAAAACAAUAUCAUGGUAUGGAAUGCUGUCAUUUUUGGCCCAGAGGGAACACCUUUUGAAGAUGGAACCUUCAAACUUACCAUUGAAUUCACAGAGGAAUAUCCAAAUAAACCUCCAACAGUGCGAUUUGUCUCCAAAAUGUUUCAUCCAAAUGUGUAUGCCGAUGGCAGCAUAUGCUUAGAUAUACUUCAGAAUCGUUGGAGUCCAACCUAUGAUGUUUCUUCAAUCUUAACUUCAAUACAGUCUUUACUGGAUGAGCCAAACCCAAACAGUCCAGCCAACAGCCAAGCAGCCCAGCUGUACCAGGAAAACAAGCGGGAGUACGAGAAGAGGGUUUCUGCCAUUGUUGAACAGAGUUGGCGUGACUGUUGACCCAUGUUAUAGUUCAUCUAUGAACAGUGUCCAGCCCUGAAUCAAGAAACCACAGAUCAAGAAAACCGAUCUCACAGAAAUUAAAAUGACACAUCUUAAAAUUCUUCGCAGUAUAUUUGUCCCAUAACUGUUGCUAAGUUUGUAUGCUGUUGUGUUGUGGCAUUCACUCCUGCUGAAUGCUGUUGUUGGGCAAUUGCGUCUGUUUGUUAAAGUUAAUGUACCUUGUUAUAUCUGGGUUACUUGCUACAUGCCCCAACGUUUUUUUUCUUUCUUUUUUCUAAAAAGGCAAUAAUCAGUCUCUCAGUUGUCACUUUUCUACCUGUUUAUUUAUACAAGAAGUAAACUGGCUGGAUGAUACAGUGGCCGCUAAUUAGAAGUGCUUGCUGUGUGGUUUGCUGUGUACGUACAGACAGUUCAUAUCUACAAAAACAAAGCUGUUCAUGGGUGUUUCUCCUUCUGGUUCAGUGGCCUCUCUCCUUUUGGUUAUGUUUUUUCGGCCUUUUGAAAGCUUAUCAGAGGGUUAGAAGAACUGACCUGGCAUGGACAUCCAUCUCUCCAGUAAGUUGUGAACUCAACAGAUGCCUUUAGAUUAUUUUUUUUUCUCAAAUGUACCUCUAAAACCAUGCCUUUUGAUUUUAAAAAUAUUCAACAUAAUGGCAAAUGUAUCCACAUCAUCCCUCUUCAACACAGGAACAAGACAUUUAGUUCCCUUUUGGGGAACUUCAGUUUGUUUCAUAAUGCUGAUUUUCAAAGGCUGUGUGACAACAUUUCUAUGCUAUUUUACAAUCUUACAAAUCAGCUAUCAUAGGCUGAUUAUACUGUUUAAAACAGGAUGGUGUCUCUUUUCAGAUUAUAAAACUUUGCACUUGUAACCCAUGUAACAAACUGUACAUUUUCUUGUAAAUAAAAUAAGUAUAAUCAGA
Scatophagus argus is the source of this 1658-nucleotide messenger RNA. Its product is annotated as ubiquitin-conjugating enzyme E2 A. NCBI's taxonomy places the organism in Eukaryota, Metazoa, Chordata, Actinopteri, Scatophagidae. The transcript is spliced from 6 exons. Bases 277 to 735 code for a protein of 152 amino acids. Gene Ontology annotation, biological process: protein polyubiquitination; DNA repair; proteasome-mediated ubiquitin-dependent protein catabolic process. Gene Ontology annotation, molecular function: ubiquitin conjugating enzyme activity. Gene Ontology annotation, cellular component: HULC complex. The record is from RefSeq and is a predicted model, not a curated record.